Macaca mulatta (Rhesus monkey) is the source of this 7816-nucleotide messenger RNA. NCBI's taxonomy places the organism in Eukaryota, Metazoa, Chordata, Mammalia, Primates, Cercopithecidae. The record is from RefSeq and is a predicted model, not a curated record.
CGCGGGCCGAGACUUUAAAUCGCCUUCAUUUCCCCCAAAUCCUUCCUUUUCCUCUCCUCCCCCAGGCCGGCGGGGAGGCAGCUUCCACCGCCCUCCGCGCGCCCUCACCCGGCCUUGCUCUGCCUCCGGGGACCGCCAGCAGCCCGCCUCCAAAAGUUUGAUCAUCUCUCUCUCUCUUUUUCUUGCUUCUUCUUCCUUUUUGGUGGAAGCAGAAAAGGAGCGAGGCAGGGGCGAGCGCGGCGCCCGGACUCCUGGGACCAUGGGCCUGGCGCGGGCGCCCGCGGGGCCCCAGCCGCGCUGCCUGCCUGCUCGGGCGCCCCUGGGCGCGGGGCUGCUCUGGGGGCGCGGGGGCCGCGCGCUCUGAGCCGGCCUGGCGCGGCUGGGCGGGGGGCUGGCGGCCCCAUGGGGCGCGCCCACACUUGCCCCCCGGGCUCGGGAGCAUGAAGUAGGGGCCUGCCAUGGGAGCGGGAUCGGCGCGGGGGGCCCGAGGCACAGCGACGGCGGCGGCGGCGCACGGGGGGGGGUUUCUCUUCUCCUGGAUCUUAGUCUCGUUUGCCUGUCACCUGGCCUCCACCCAAGGAGCUCCUGAAGAUGUGGACGUCCUCCAGCGGCUGGGCCUCAGCUGGACGAAGGCCGGGAGCCCUGCACCCCCGGGAGUCAUUCCUUUCCAGUCUGGCUUCAUCUUUACACAGCGGGCCCGGCUCCAGGCUCCCACGGGCUCCGUCAUUCCUGCCUCCCUGGGCACAGAGCUGGCGCUGGUGCUGAGCCUCUGCUCCCACCGGGUGAACCAUGCCUUCCUCUUCGCUGUCCGCAGCCAGAAACACAAGCUGCAGCUGGGCCUGCAGUUCCUCCCCGGCAAGACGGUCGUCCACCUGGGGUCCCGGCGUUCGGUGGCCUUCGACCUCGACAUGCACGACGGGCGCUGGCACCACCUGGCCCUCGAGCUCCGAGGCCGCACAGUCACUCUGGUGACCGCCUGCGGGCAGCGCCGGGUGCCUGUCCUGCUGCCUUUCCACAGGGACCCUGCACUCGACCCCGGGGGCUCCUUCCUCUUUGGGAAGAUGAACCCGCAUGCAGUCCAGUUUGAAGGUGCUCUGUGCCAGUUCAGUAUCUACCCUGUGACGCAGGUCGCUCACAAUUACUGUACCCACCUGAGGAAGCAGUGUGGACAGGCUGACACGUACCAGUCCCCACUGGGGCCUCUCUUCUCCCAAGACUCUGGCAGACCUUUCACCUUCCAGUCUGACCUCGCCCUGCUAGGCCUGGAGAACUUGACCACUGCCACACCACUGGGGUCACAGCCAGCAGGCAGGGGACCCAAGGGGACUGUGGUGCCCGCCACUCCCACCAAGCCCCAAAGGACUAGCCCCACAAACCCUCACCAGCAUAUCGCGGGGCGAGGCCCAGCCCAAACCCCACCUGCCAAGCUGUCAGCCAGUAACACACUUGAUCCUGUGCUCCCAGCCUCUCUUGGCAGCUCUACCAGAACGCCUCGCCCUGCAGCCUCUCAACCAUCACAGAAGAUCACAGCCACCAAAAUCCCCAAAAGCCUCCCUACCAAGCCUUCAGCCCCUUCUACUUCAAUUGUCCCCGUCAAAAGUCCCCAUCCUACCCAGAAAACAGCUGCACCUUCAUUUACAAAGUCAGCCCCACCCACUCAGAAGCAUGUACCUACAGUUCCUGCCAAAGUAUCCCGUCCCGCAGAGAAGCCCAUCCAGAGGAACCAAGGAAUGCCCAGGCCCCCACUGCCCAGCACCCAGCCCCUACCUCCUACCACCAGCUCCUCUAAAAAACCCAUUCCCACACUAGCUCAAACUGAGGCCAAGGUGACUAACCAUGCCAGUAAGCCGGCCUCUGCCCGCACCAGCACCCACAAACCUCCCCCAUUUACUGCUUUAUCCUCAUCUCCUGCCCCUACUCCUGGUUCUACCAGGACGACUCGGCCACCAGCCACAAUGGUGCCUCCAACCUCGGGCACCAGCGCUCCCAGAACAGCACCUGCCGUCCCCACUCCUGGCUCAGCUCCCACUGGAAACAAGAAGCCCACUGGAUCGGAAGCCUCAAAGAAAGCCGGACCUGAGAGCAGCCCCCGGAAGCCCGUCCCCCUCAGACCUGGGAAGGCAGCCAGGGAUGUCCCCUUGAGCGAUCUGACAACCAGGCCUAGCCCCAGACAGUCCCAGCCCAGUCAGCAGACCACUUCAGCCCUGGUAUUGGCCCCAGCUCAAUUCCUGUCCUCCAGCCCCCGGCCCACGAGCAGUGGCUAUUCGUUCUUCCACCUGGCAGGAUCUACGCCUUUCCCUCUGCUGAUGGGGCCUCCGGGGCCCAAGGGAGACUGUGGUUUGCCGGGUCCCCCUGGGCUGCCUGGGCUACCUGGAAUCCCUGGUGCACGUGGGCCUCGGGGUCCUCCUGGGCCUUAUGGAAAUCCAGGUCUCCCCGGCCCUCCUGGAGCCAAAGGCGACAUGGGCUUGCCUGGGCUGUCCGGGAAUCCAGGACCUCCGGGACGAAAGGGACACAAGGGCUAUCCUGGACCGGCAGGGCACCCCGGAGAACAGGGGCAGCCAGGACCUGAGGGCAGCCCAGGGGCCAAAGGUUACCCUGGCAGGCAGGGGUUACCUGGACCGGUAGGAGAUCCCGGCCCCAAAGGCAGCAGGGGCUACAUUGGGCUCCCAGGGCUCUUCGGCCUGCCAGGGUCUGAUGGAGAGCGAGGCCUUCCUGGUGUUCCUGGCAAGAGGGGCAAGAUGGGUAUGCCGGGGUUUCCUGGAGUCUUUGGGGAAAGAGGCCCUCCCGGACUGGAUGGAAACCCUGGAGAACUGGGCCUGCCAGGCCCCCCUGGAGUCCCCGGCCUCAUUGGUGACUUGGGAGUGUUGGGUCCGAUUGGCUACCCAGGACCCAAGGGCAUGAAGGGACUGAUGGGCAGCGUGGGGGAGCCCGGACUGAAAGGUGAUAAGGGUGAACAAGGGGUUCCAGGUGUGUCGGGAGAUCCCGGAUUCCAAGGAGACAAGGGGAGCCAGGGGUUGCCAGGGUUCCCCGGCGCACGGGGGAAGCCAGGGCCUCUGGGCAAAGUUGGAGACAAAGGAUCCAUUGGGUUUCCCGGGCCCCCUGGACCCGAGGGAUUCCCAGGAGACAUCGGCCCCCCUGGUGACAACGGCCCAGAAGGCAUGAAGGGUAAGCCUGGAGCCCGAGGCCUGCCGGGACCCCGUGGGCAGCUGGGGCCCGAGGGAGAUGAGGGACCCAUGGGGCCACCAGGGGCCCCUGGCUUGGAGGGUCAGCCUGGCAGGAAGGGCUUUCCUGGGAGGCCCGGCCUGGAUGGCGUGAAGGGGGAACCGGGAGAUCCUGGUCGGCCAGGGCCUGUGGGAGAGCAGGGAUUUAUGGGAUUCAUUGGUCUGGUCGGGGAGCCAGGAAUCGUGGGAGAAAAGGGUGAUCGUGGCAUGAUGGGACCCCCAGGCGUGCCUGGACCCAAGGGGUCGAUGGGUCAUCCUGGAAUGCCAGGUGGUAUGGGGACCCCUGGAGAACCUGGACCCCAGGGUCCUCCAGGAUCUCGAGGCCCACCAGGCAUGAGGGGAGCGAAGGGACGUCGGGGCCCCCGAGGACCGGACGGACCAGCUGGGGAGCAAGGGUCCAGGGGCCUGAAGGGCCCUCCAGGACCCCAGGGCAGACCGGGCCGGCCUGGACAGCAGGGUGUGGCUGGUGAGCAAGGCCACUUGGGCUCGCGAGGCUUUCCCGGCAUCCCGGGUCCCUCAGGCCCCCCAGGCACCAAGGGCCUCCCAGGAGAACCGGGCCCUCAGGGACCCCAGGGGCCAGUUGGGCCUCCAGGAGAGAUGGGACCUAAGGGGCCGCCGGGUGCAGCGGGAGAACCGGGCCUUCCUGGGGAAGCUGGGAUGAAGGGUGACCUUGGACCCCUGGGCACCCCUGGGGAGCAGGGCCUCAUUGGGCAACGGGGAGAGCCAGGCCUCGAGGGUGACAGUGGCCCCAUGGGACCUGAUGGGCUGAAGGGGGACAGGGGAGACCCAGGGCCUGAUGGAGAACAUGGCGAGAAAGGCCAGGAAGGGCUGAUGGGUGAGGACGGGCCCCCCGGCCCCCCUGGUGUCACUGGUGUCCGGGGUCCUGAAGGAAAAUCAGGGAAGCAAGGUGAGAAGGGCCGCACUGGAGCCAAGGGCGCCAAGGGCUACCAAGGACAGCUGGGUGAGAUGGGCGUCCCUGGAGACCCCGGACCCCCUGGCACUCCAGGCCCUAAAGGGUCCCGGGGCAGCCUGGGACCAACGGGUGCUCCUGGACGCAUGGGGGCCCAAGGAGAACUGGGACUGGCUGGUUAUGAUGGACACAAAGGCAUUGUGGGACCCCUCGGACCUCCUGGACCAAAAGGCGAAAAGGGGGAGCAGGGCGAGGACGGCAAGGCCGAGGGGCCCCCUGGGCCACCUGGAGAUCGGGGCCCUGUGGGUGAUCGAGGAGACCGCGGGGAACCCGGGGACCCUGGGUACCCUGGACAGGAGGGUGUGCAAGGCCUCCGUGGAAAGCCAGGCCAGCAGGGCCAACCCGGGCAUCCGGGACCCCGGGGGCGGCCGGGACCCAAAGGAUCUAAAGGCGCAGAGGGACCAAAGGGAAAGCAAGGCAAGGCGGGGGCCCCAGGCCGGAGGGGGGUCCAGGGCCUGCAGGGGCUGCCAGGGCCCCGGGGCGUGGUGGGGAGACAGGGCCUCGAGGGCAUCGCUGGAGCAGAUGGGCUUCCUGGCAGGGACGGGCAAGUGGGACAGCAGGGGGAGCAGGGAGACGAUGGGGACCCUGGCCCCAUGGGCCCUGCUGGGAAGAGAGGAAAUCCAGGUGUGGCCGGCUUACCUGGAGCACAGGGACCCCCAGGAUUCAAGGGUGAGAGUGGGUUACCCGGACAGCUGGGUCCCCCUGGCAAACGAGGGACGGAGGGCAGAACAGGGCUCCCUGGAAACCAGGGGGAGCCUGGGUCCAAAGGCCAGCCGGGCGACUCUGGUGAGAUGGGCUUCCCAGGAAUGGCAGGUCUCUUCGGACCUAAGGGCCCCCCUGGAGACAUCGGCUUCAAAGGCAUCCAGGGUCCUCGGGGGCCACCCGGUUUGAUGGGAAAGGAAGGCAUCAUCGGGCCCCUCGGAAUCCUGGGACCUUCGGGACUCCCGGGUCCGAAGGGUGACAAAGGCAGCCGUGGGGACUGGGGAUUGCAAGGUCCGAGGGGUCCUCCUGGCCCCAGAGGGCGGCCCGGCCCCCCGGGUCCUCCAGGGGGUCCUAUCCAAUUGCAACAAGAUGAUCUUGGGGUAGCUUUCCAGACGUGGAUGGACACCAGUGGAGCACUCAGACCAGAGGGUUACAGCUAUCCGGACCGGCUGGUGCUUGACCAGGGAGGAGAGAUCUUUAAAACCUUACACUACCUCAGCAACCUCAUCCAGAGCAUUAAGACGCCCCUGGGCACCAAAGAGAACCCCGCCCGGGUCUGCAGGGACCUCAUGGACUGUGAGCAGAAGAUGGUGGAUGGUACCUACUGGGUGGAUCCAAACCUUGGCUGCUCAUCCGACACCAUUGAAGUCUCCUGCAACUUCACGCAUGGUGGACAGACGUGUCUCAAACCCAUCACGGCCUCCAAGGUCGAGUUUGCCAUCAGCCGGGUCCAGAUGAAUUUCCUGCACCUGCUAAGCUCUGAGGUGACCCAGCAUAUCACCAUCCACUGCCUUAACAUGACUGUGUGGCAGGAGGGCACUGGGCAGACCCCAGCCAAGCAGGCCGUGCGCUUCCGGGCCUGGAACGGACAGAUUUUUGAAGCUGGGGGUCAGUUCCGGCCCGAGGUGUCCAUGGAUGGCUGCAAGGUCCAAGACGGCCGCUGGCAUCAGACACUCUUCACCUUCCGGACCCAAGACCCCCAACAGCUGCCCAUCGUCAGUGUGGACAACCUCCCUCCUGCCUCAUCAGGGAAGCAGUACCGCCUGGAAGUUGGACCUGCGUGCUUCCUCUGACCUCUGACCUCUUGGCCCCUCUAGGCCUCAUGGAGGACGGAAGAGGAAGAGGCAAGGGGAGGGUACCGAGGGGCAGAUAGCUCCAGGAGAGGCAGCUCCCCUGCCCAAGAGUCCUUGGGCAGACCCCAGCUGUUGUCUGCCCGGUAGAAGUGGGUGGGGGUAGGAGGGGAUAGGGUAUCCUUGGGAACAAUGGAUCCCAGCUUAGCCCCAAAGACCAACCAAAGAGCCAGCCAGAGCAAGCUGGACCUGCAACCUGCCUGAGCCCCAUGGCCUCUCAGCUCUGCGGCCAUCCCCUUCCCUCCCCAGCUUCCUGCCCAAAGAGCCCCACAUUCAAGCCAACUUGAGGGAAGGGGGCAUCUCGUCAGCUGGUCCCUGCUAGGGAGCUAUUGAUGUGCAAUAUUAGAAAGGAGACAUGAAAAAAGGAGAAAAGGAAAGACAGAAGUAUAUAUAUAUAUUAUUUAAACAAACAAAAAGAAGGUGCGUUACUAUUUUUUUUUCACCCGGGAAAGAGGUAAGAGGAUGGGAAGGAGCAGCCAGGCGUGGGAAGCGGCGAGAUCCUCGGGCUGGGGGUGCCCAUGUUUGCUACCUCCCACUGUGAAAUCGCUGGUGCUCGCAAUCGUCUCUCAUAGUGUAUGUGUUUUUUUUAAGGAAAAAAAAAGAAACAACCCUAUUUAAGAUUCUGAAGGUGCUACCAUUAUUUUGCCACAGACUUUGGAGAAACUUUUGGAUGUAGCGUAUCAUCCACAUCUUUCUCUCUCCUCCAAAUGACAAAGUUUGGGGAAUUUUUCAAUUUUCUUAGCAUCGCCCUUGUGCUCAUCAGGUAAUCUGCUAAGGAGGAAAAAAGAAAAGAAAAAAGGAAAAAAAAAAAAAAAGCAAAACAAAACAAAACAAAAAAAAACCCUACCAGAAACCAGAAGUAGAGAGAUUUCCCUUAUAACUUAUGGACUUUGAAAUGUCUGUCCUUUUAAGGCAGCAGGGAGGCCUGGGUGUGAAGCAUGUUGGCUUGGCCCUUCACGGUCCUGGAGGGAGGUGAGGCUGGCCUUGGAAAGCAUGCCCUGGAGAGGUCUUGGGUGAAGACUUGACCUUGAAGAAACCAAUCACAAAAGCAGCGUUGGGUCAGGGCUAGCCUUGGAGGUGAAGCAUCAACAUGGAACCAUCUCAGGAAGCCGCAUCACCUCUUCCAAGGCCCUCACUUCCAGGAGCCUGUCCUUGCAAGAUGCAAUCAUCGUUCCUGCUUUUUCAUUGUCAUUAAAUUCUGUAGAAACCCAUUGUCAUUAGCUCCAAGUGUAAAUUUGGGUCAAGGAGACAGAAUAAUAAUGGGAAUCUCAGAGUUCGACACCAUAGUGACAUUCAGCGUCCUCUGAAUUGUGCUACAUCAGCCAACAAGUCGGCGCUUGAAUUGGAUUUUGAGGUUAUUUUAACCUAGGAAUUGAGGUUAUUUAACCAUGGAAUUAUUUUUAUAGAAGGGGAAAAUGUAUGUGAAAGGCUCUGUUUGUGUAUUUCUCUCCUAAAGUUGUGUCUCUUUGGGAAUUGGAUUUGAUCUUUAUUAUUUAAUACCUCACUCUGGCCCGUCCCCUCUCCCGUCCCCCCUUCUGUAUCCUCGCCCCCCCCCGCCCCAGCCUGGACGCGCUGCGUGGAAGUGCAUGUUUGUAGCAGCUCGGGCCUCAUCUCAGCGCUCGGAUCCCUCCUGCCGCCAGAAUCCACUGGCCUCUGUCUCAUUCUUGGGUUUUCCUGCUGUCCUCGUUUACGUCUGUCCACAUGUCAGUGUAUUAAAACCCCAGUGGGUUCCGUUUCUCCUUUUCCCCUCUGGAUUUUAAAUAAAUAUUUAAAACUGAGGCAAUGGAAUGACA